This is a messenger RNA of Prunus armeniaca (apricot), 366 nucleotides long. NCBI's taxonomy places the organism in Eukaryota, Viridiplantae, Streptophyta, Magnoliopsida, Rosales, Rosaceae. The record is from the annotation of a GenBank genome assembly.
AUGAGUAUUGAGGAAGGCGGCCUCGACGUCGUCGGUUUCGUCGUCGUCGGUGCCGGUGCCGGUGGGGGAGGGCUUGAAGUUGGUGACGGCAUCGCGGCCGCGGAAGCGCUGGGCGGCGACGUCGUAAGCCUUGGCGGCCUCGUCCUCCUCGUUGAAGGUGCCGAGCCAGACGCGCUGGUGCUUCUCGUAAAUCUGGGCGCCCCAGCGGCCGUUGGGCUGGGGGACGACGCCCUUGUAUUUGGAGGAGGGGAGCUUGCGGGACUCAGCUUCGAUGCCGCCGCCGACGCCGCCGCUGCUGAUUUCGGAGUCGAGAAUGACGCUGCUGGCUCCGCUGCCGAGGCGGCAGAGGCUGUUGGCGUGGGGUGA